ACCUAGCUUGGUCAUGGUCGAAAUCGAAGUGGAAGAACAGAAGGCCACCCUACCCGACGAGGAAACCGGCUCGACACCAGCGGAAGAUGUCGCUGCUCAGAAGCGCAAGGCGUCAUCUCCCCCAUUAACCGCCCAAGACGCAUCACCAUCACCCAAACGGCAAAAGAUCGAUGACGAGUCGGAGGAUGCACUGCAGGAGACCGAAGUGAACCAAGUCGCUAACGUCCCUACACGAGCGUCGGACAAUCAGGAUGCGGUCCGGGAGGAUGAGCCGACUGGCAGCAAGACAGCCCGACCACGAGCAAUACCUUCGAAGGAAGAGGAGAAGAAGCGCGGUCAACGGCUGUUCGGCGGCUUGCUAAGCACACUUAGUCAGACCUCGAGCACCAGUUCCCAGCAGAAGCGACGCAGAGAGAUCGAGCAACGACAGCAAGAAAGGGCACAGAAACAGAAGGCCGAGGGAGAACGGCGCCUCUCUGAGAGGUUAGCCGCGGUCAAUGCGGUUCGGCAAGAGGAGCAGAAACCUUUCGAAGAGAAAGUGAUGAAGACACGCCAUGCGAACCUCCUGGCCCGGGCUCACUCUCUGCAGACCAAAGCAGAACCUCAAAUUUACUACCGGCCGUGGAAGCUUAACCGGAAACAAGCAGACACGAUUGACGAACAAAUUUCGGCCGCCAAAGCAAUUAUAUCAAGGGAAGUUGAAGAACUCGAGCUCCGCAAAGAAGAGUAUGACAGGAGACAUGGCCACCGCAGGCCUGACAACAUGAAGAGGCGAGAUGAGAAGCCGACGGAGGUGGUGGGAGCCGCUGAUAGUUUAGCGUCCGCGCCCCCCGAUGUCCAUGCAAAAGCUGCUAACGCGUCGCCGGGCCAUAGCCGUAAAGGGAGCCAUGAUAGCAAGGAUCAUGAUGAGUCUGGCGAUAUCGUUGUGGAGGGCGAGGAGGAUACAGUAAUGUACUAAUGCCAUCAGAUCGACGAACGUGGCAGCUUUUUCUUUCGGGGUAUGCGCCGGCAACCAGGGACACGCGUUUCUUCCAAUCCCCGCCCGCUCUAACAUACCCCGGUCCCCCUUACUUUCAUACUGCUAUCCUUCUGUUCUCGAUGGUCGCUUUGGAGGUUGGGACGAUGUUUUUUUAAAAGAUAUGCAAGUGGGAUGCGAGGAGAUGAUGUACAAGUACUCCGUACCUAGUAUGGUCUGUACAGUGUACGUCCGUCCUCGCAGGUGGCGUAAGAGCGAGGAUUCACUAAGGUACACGGAUAUCGCGUAGAUGAUACCGCCACCACCCACCGCCAUAUGAUACCGUAAGGUACCUACCUAUGCAAGUCAAACGUCAAGCUAGUCCGAAU
This is a messenger RNA of Sodiomyces alkalinus F11, 1344 nucleotides long. RefSeq lists its product as hypothetical. NCBI's taxonomy places the organism in Eukaryota, Fungi, Ascomycota, Sordariomycetes, Glomerellales, Plectosphaerellaceae. The transcript has 4 exons. Bases 14 to 958 code for a protein of 314 amino acids. The record is from RefSeq and is a predicted model, not a curated record. Gene Ontology annotation, cellular component: catalytic step 2 spliceosome.